Penicillium paradoxum is the source of this 1782-nucleotide messenger RNA. RefSeq lists its product as uncharacterized. NCBI's taxonomy places the organism in Eukaryota, Fungi, Ascomycota, Eurotiomycetes, Eurotiales, Aspergillaceae. The transcript has 2 exons. The record is from RefSeq and is a predicted model, not a curated record. Bases 1 to 1782 code for a protein of 593 amino acids.
AUGAAACAAUCACCACCUAUUGUGUUUAUUGCCAGACAUGGCGCCCGUCUCGAUGCCGCAGACAAAGAUUGGCACUUAACAUCCCCAAGCCCUUUCGAUCCGCCUCUGUCUUAUGGUGGGUGGAUGCAAUCUCGUGCUUUGGGGAUACGUAUAGGAAGUCUCUUAAGGGCCCACCAAUUCACAGGUGAAGCCCCAGAGACUCAGCGCAGCCAUCAUCCGACCUCGGAUAACCAGGCAAAAUCCGCCCCCGCAUCUUCGGGCUUGUCUCACCGAUAUAACGUCAUUGUCCAUACCUCUCCCUAUCUUCGAUGUCUGCAAACCGCGAUAGGAGUUAGUUCUGGUAUCAACCAACAAUUCACUGGUACAGAGCCAUCCAAAGCAACGAGUUCAGCUCCCACGUUACCUGAGGCUUCGUCCAAAGCCGAUCAACGAUGUCUGCUUCGUGUCGACGCCUUUCUCGGCGAAUGGCUAUCACCCGACUACUAUGACCAAAUCACACCGCCGCCGGCUUCGGACAGAAUGGUGGCGUCUGCCAAAGGGGAAUUACUCCGUCGUGCUGAGGUCAUCCCAGUUGUGGAUGGGUCAACAAAGGCGUUGUCAGGCCACUUCCCCGGCGGUUGGGGCAGCCAGGCCCAUCUUACUUCGCCGGUUGAAGAUGAAGACCACCGUUUACAUCCCGCAACAACCCAGCGCCCGCGCGCCAACACACAUGGCACCCUUCAGAGCCCUGUCCACACCAAACGCGUAAAAAAGACUCUCAGUCGCCUGAACACAGAAGUGCCACCUGAUUUAGAGGCAUGUUACGUACAUCCAACUCCCACCUAUGCUGUUUCGGCCUCGGAUCCUAUCCCUACAGGUUAUGUUGCUCAUGCGCGGAAUGCGUGUACGAAGAUCGACUACCAGUGGGACAGUAUGCGAACACCGUACUGGGGCACAGGCGGCGAGUUCGACGAGGAAUGGAGUACUAUGCAAGAACGUAUUCAUGAUGGAUUUCAGCACAUGAUCAACUGGUACCGGGAACAGGAUUCAUCCGAGGUCGGUUCUAUAGCGGAGUCGAACGGCAAGACAAAGGACCAUGUGCAGACCGUUCUCGUCAUCAUCACCCAUGGCGCAGGUUGCAAUGCCUUGAUCGGUUCGUUAAAGGGCCAUUCCGUCUUGCUUGAUAUUAACACCGCAUCGCUCACCAUGGCUGUGCGAGGCAACCAUGUCAAUAACCUCCCGCAUGACAUGGAUCCCAUGCCAAAAUCCCCGGGCUCAGCGAACCAAUCGGUGUCACAGGAAUACUCCUUGCAGCUUGUGGCGUCGACUGAUCACCUGCGCCCGGGAGUCAACCCCUCACAGCUCCCCUCGCUGUCAUCUCCGUCUGUGCAGGUACUUUCGCCACCCCCGGUCUCUUCCUAUCGAAAUCGUCUGGGUUCUCGCCCAUCGCUGCUCCAAGAAACAUUUCCAAACGGGUCAUCACGUUCCAGUACCAGUCCUCGUGCAUGGACAUUGGCGGUGCGCCCAGCAACUAGUUCUCAUCCCACCUCGGGCCUCUGGAACUCCAUUUCGUCGCCCAUCGAUAAAACGGACGAUACAGAGGAUAGCUUCGUGCCGAACUUUGGUGAUCGGCCGGUCAGCCAGGAUUCGACUCUUUCUUUUAACUCUAUAGACCGUGGCUGGACCAAGCAGUUGCCGCAACGGACACAGUCGCAGCGCGGUCUUUGGGGGAGUGCUCAGUCCUUGGGAGAUCGUGAAAAUGGAACGAAGCGGCGAUGGACGGUGACGGAACAGAAGCUGUGA